This is a messenger RNA of Lemur catta (Ring-tailed lemur), 1819 nucleotides long. It is a transcript of the gene STARD3NL, whose product is annotated as STARD3 N-terminal like. Lineage: Eukaryota; Metazoa; Chordata; Mammalia; Primates; Lemuridae. The record is from RefSeq and is a predicted model, not a curated record. The transcript has 11 exons. The coding region runs from base 134 to 1063 and encodes 309 amino acids.
UUAUUUUUCUCCUAAAGGAAAAUGGAGUUAUGAAUAGCUUCUGUGACCUGGAAGAUUAAGGCAAAGGAAUUUCUAGGUUUCUUCUCUCUAGGGAUGGUGAAAUUGGAAAAAGGCUCCUUUAACCCGCCCCAGGAUGAACCACCUGCCAGAAGACAUGGAGAAUGUUCUUACUGGGAGCCAGACCUCCCAUGCUUCUUUGCGCAGCGUCCAUUCCAUCAACCCCACACAACUCAUGGCCAGGAUUGAGUCCUAUGAAGGAAGGGAAAAGAAGGGCAUAUCUGAUGUCAGGAGGACUUUCUGUUUGUUUGUCACCUUUGACCUCUUAUUUGUAACAUUACUGUGGAUAAUAGAGUUAAAUCAAACAAAGCCAGAUGCUCAGGCCAGAAAUGAAGACUCAUCCUUGAUUGAUUUGCUUAUUUGUUUUGUAUUUUUCAUGUCCUAUAUCCAGUCUAAAAGGGCAAAUGAAAACAAGAAAUCACAGAGAACUUCUACGCUUCUGUCCCAUGUCAUGGCAACCGCCAUCACUGAUGUUUGCCACGAGCUCAGGAGGCCCGAGGCCUUCCAAGACCUAAGACUGUGGAAGGUGAAUGGAGGCAUUGAAAACACAUUAGAGAGGGAGGUGGUGCAGUAUGACUACUACUCUUCUUAUUUUGAUAUCUUUCUUUUGGCAGUUUUUCGAUUUAAAGUGUUAAUACUUGCAUAUGCUGUGUGCAGACUGCGCCAUUGGUGGGCAAUAGCGUUGACAACAGCAGUGACCAGUGCCUUUUUAUUAGCAAAAGUGAUCCUUUCAAAGCUUUUCUCUCAAGGGGCUUUUGGCUAUGUGCUGCCCAUCAUUUCAUUCAUCCUUGCCUGGAUUGAGACAUGGUUCCUGGAUUUCAAAGUGUUACCUCAAGAAGCAGAAGAAGAAAACAGGCUCCUGAUAGUUCAAGAUGCUUCAGAGAGUGCGGCACUUUUACCCAGUGGUCUUUCUGAUGGUCAGUUUUAUUCCCCUCCUGAAUCUGAAGCAGGAUCUGAAGAAGCUGAAGAAAAACAAGACAGUGAAAAGCCACUUUUAGAGCUCUGAGUACUACUUUAGUUACAUGUGAAAGACUCACGGAAAGUCAUCCCAGGAAGAAAAGCCUGGCGCUGGCGUCUCUCUAUUGAAAGUUGAGAUGGUGACAUCCACUGCUGACUUAUUGAAUAAUAAAGAAUUUAUUUAUUGUGACACCUCACAGACAUUGUACCAUAUCCACACACAUGUACUCGCCUGCCUGCGGCCGGUAAGGUAACGUAGUGAUCCCUCCUCUGUUUGUGAGACUGAUGUGUAUAUGCACAGGUGAAGAAGGUCUCGUGCUGUGUUCCUGAUCAAAAGACUUCUUAAUAUAUUGAAAUAACGCCAUUUUAGUAAGCGCAAUACCUUUUAUUUCAAUUCACAGAAUGGAAUUUUUUGUUUUGUGUCUCAGAUUCAUUUUGUAUUUCUUUUUUAACACCAUACAUUUCCCUUGUGUUUUUUAACUCAUGCACAUGUGUUCUUUGUAUAAUUUUAAAAAGUAAUAAAAUCCAACAUAUCAAAAUAAUUUAGUUUUCUUUUUCAUGUUUUGCAUUAUGUAUUUGGCCUAAAGUGUUGGAAUUAUGAAAGGGGAACAAGGAGGGAUUGUGAAUUAUGUAUAAAAUGGUACCAGACAUUUGUAUUAUUUUUAUCAUGAAAUUGUAAUUUCUGUGAGAGAUUGUUCUGAAAUGUUCCAGAGUACUCUUCUUUGGAACCCACAAAAUGACUGAAACCAUUGCUGUCAUUGUUUUCUUCAUGUUUAGCCAAUUUGAAUUAAAAUGAACUAAAUUA